Molecule: messenger RNA, 3551 nt
Organism: Panonychus citri (citrus red mite)
Lineage: Eukaryota; Metazoa; Arthropoda; Arachnida; Trombidiformes; Tetranychidae
Gene: stmA
Product: protein EFR3 homolog B-like
Exons: 8
Coding region: 157-2739 (860 amino acids)
Biological process (GO): protein localization to plasma membrane
Cellular component (GO): plasma membrane
Source: RefSeq, a predicted model, not a curated record
UUUGUUUACAAAAAGUGAACUUCACUUAAUUGUUGUUAACUCAUCGUUUUCAAUGGUUUAACAAUUAUUGAACAUUUAUUUUGCUUUAUUUGCACUACCUAGAGAGUGAUUAGCUGAGUAUUUCCCUAUCGCUGGCUGAUAAAUUGGGGCGGGUUGAUGAUUUGUUGCGGACUUCCGUCACAAUGUUUUGGAGGUUGGCUCAAACAUUGUGAGCCACCAGAAUGUUGUUGUGGCUGUUGUUCUGCUUUAAGGCCUCGUUAUAAACGUUUGGUUGAUAAUGUUUUCCCUGACAAUCCUCAGGAUGGUUUGGUUAAGAAUAAUUUGGAGAAGCUCACCUUCUAUGCAUCAUCUUCACCUGAAAAAUUGGAUCGAAUUGGAGAUUACUUAGCUCAGAAAACAGCUCGAGAUCUUUCUCGACAUCGAAUGGAGUAUGUCAAACUUGGAAUGGAGGUCAUGGAUCAAAUAUUGAUCGUUUGUCGAGCUCAAUCGCUCAAUCUAUUCGUUGAAAGUUUUCUCAAAACUGUCCAGCAAUUGUUAGAAAGUCAAGAUCCUCAUAUGCAACUUUUAGCUACUCAAUCGUUUGUCAAUUUCGCUAAUAUUGAAGAAGAUACACCGUCUUAUCAUCGACGUUAUGAUUUUUUCGUUUCCAAAUUUUCUGCUCUUUGUCAUAACAAUGAUCUAGAUGAGGAGAUUCGGCGAAUGUUACGAUUAGCAGGUCUAAAUGGAAUCAAAGGAGUCAUUCGUAAAACUGUUUCUGAUGAUUUACAGGCCGAUAUUUGGGAUAAAAAUCAUAUGAACAAAAUUGUCCCAUCGCUAUUGUAUAACAUACAAGAUCGAGAUAUUCUUGCCAACCUCAAGGCCAAGGGAACAAUCCGAAUAGAAUUUGAAAAUGAUCAAGAUCCAUCUCGAAUUGCUGAAGUUUGCUUACGUGAGCUUGUUGGUCGAGCCUCGUUCGGUAAUAUCGAGUUCGUCAUCAGGCCAGUUUUAAAACAUUUAGAUAAUCACAUGCUCUGGGAUUCCUCGUAUCCUGACGGUUUUGCUCCACUUAUUUUCAAAAUCAUCAUGGAUUCAAUUCAACCUCAACAUUACCAUGAAGUGAUACAAAAGCUAAUGAAUCACUUGGAUGAAAAGUGUCGAGCCACAACGGAUGAUACAUCAAUGAAGACUCGUGAGAAAACAGGAAUUGUUAAUGUGCUCUCACAAAUCGUUGCCAUCGCUGCUUCCGAGUCGAUUGGUCCCUCGGUUCAUGUGACUAUUAAUUCACUUCUUAACCAUUUAAGAAAUUCAAUUCAUAAUUGUGAGAAGGGAAAUGAAAGCACUGAAGAUGAAAAACGAUUCCAAGAUUCAGUGAUCAAUACACUUGCUGAAUUUGCCAACAAUUUACCUGAUUUCCAAAAAAUAGAGACAAUGGUUGUCAUAAUUAACAAGGUUCCGCCCAUAUCAUCUCGAAAUCCAGCUGACAUUGAAUUACAAGAUAUCUUGUUGAAAAGUUUACUAAAAGUGAGCUCCAAGUAUCGAACCGUAAACAUGGCCCAAGCAUUUAAAUAUUCAUUUCUACGACCUUUACUCUCAAUUUCCCUCGCCGCUGAUGCAAAGGUCCGUUUAGCAGUUCAACACAUUUUCCACCAACUUCUUGAUCGACAUGAAAAUUUGCCUAAAUUGUUACGACCAUCAAGUUUAUCAUCGUGCCCUGAACUCACUUUAGCCAAAGCCUAUCGUCAAGAUUUAAUGUUCAUGAGUAAACAUGGAUCCGACUUAUUGAUGCAUAUCUACGAGAAUGCCAGAUUUGCGAAUAACACUCAAGAUCAUUUCGACGCUAUUUACACAACUUUGGCUCUUCUAUGUGUAGAAAUGAGUUCUGAAGAUGUUUUAUCUGAACUAUUCCGAAUGGCCUUUGCUCUUCAAGAUUUAACCCUUUCCAGUUCAAAUUCCGCUACAGGUGAACCCAAAGGUCUAUCUGAUUCUCAUAAAUCAGCAAUUCAUGGGACUGUAGCUGGAUUUUUCCAUCUCACUGCCGGACUCACUGCGAUUCCACUUCUCUGUUCUCAUGUCGAGCAAACCAUUGCUGCUCGAAAAGAAAAGUGCCCCUCCAUGUUACCUGAAUAUCAUCGUUCCAAUUCUAGUGGUAAAUUAAGUCUCUUUGAAUUAGACAAGGAGAAAAAGAUCUCAGAUGAAAUAUCAGAAGACCUUUUAUUCAGUAAAACAAUUAUAGCUGAAUCAUUAAGAAGCUCUGGUCAUGAUACAACUCGAUUAUUAACUCCGUUUGUAUCAAGUAACGUCGUUGUUGAUGCUUCCAUGUCUCGAAGUACCAGUGAUUUAAAUUCAAUCAAUGUUGAUGUAGAUUCAAACAAUUCAUCACCACGAACAUUAAGACGUUUCCCAAAUGAAGAUAUUACCUUUGAAUCUAUCAGGAGGAUUUUGUAUGAACCACCAAGUGUAACGCAAGAAUUGAGGGAGGAAAGAAGACUUCAGAUUCUUGAAAGGUUCGAGAAUGAAUCUUUCGAAUCAUUGAUCGCUCGAACCGAGGAUAAGGGUCUGAAUUUCCAGCAUCAAUUGAAUGACAUUUUCAAUCGAGUGAUACAUGAGGAGAAAAUUGCAACCAAAUUAUUAACUGAAACUUAUUCAUCGGAUAAAAUUGAGAUCACCACUAAUCCAUUUGCUGGUUUAUGUAAUUUUACAAUUAAUCCAAGGAAACCACCAUUGUUUGCUAUCCAAUUUCCGGAUCUAUUUGUUUGUUAAUCCAAUUGGAUAGAUUUUCACAACUGAUCAACAAUUUACAAUAAGAUUAUUUUCAAUUGCAAUGUUACCUCUGUUAUCUUAAUGAAAGUUUAUUGUUAACCCUUGAAAUCCAAAUGAUUAUAAAUAUUUACUUCUGAGAAAACAGAGGUUAUAUCACCUUGUUAAAUGAGAGAAAGAGAUUAUUAAUUUGUUUAAUAGUCUACAAUUAAGUUGAUCACAAUUUCCUUGUCCCAUUUAAAUUGUAUUUCUAACUUUUAAUCACAAACCUUGAAAGGAAAAACUAUUUUCCUUUCCGUCAUGGAGUCAGUUCCUUGAAGAAAUGAGAAUCAUAUGAAUUUAAUGAGAAAACAAAUUCUUCUUUCACUAUUCAUACAUAACAAUUAAUUUAACAAUUUAUUGAUUAAAUUAAUAUAUCCAAUCGAAGGGAAUUUCAAAAAAAGACCAACAAUCAAUUUUAGACUUGAAAAAAAAAUCACUUCGAUUCACAUUUCCAAUUUUAAUUGUCAUUCUAAUUUAAUAAUCAGUUUAGUCAGAAUUAUUUUCAAUCUGUAAUCUCUGUUUUUCUUAUACACAAACAUUAAUCAGUAAAUCCACUAAUGAUUAACUUUGUUAAUUACUCCAAUCAAUUGUAAAACCGAAAACCAAUCAACUUUAAUUGUAUCACUAACAAUUGAAGUUUUCUCAUUCUAUUUGAAUUGUAAAGCUAAUCAUUGUUUCCGCUUCUAUGUUAAUACAAGUAUAAUCUGUAAUUGUAAAUGUUAAUCAAUUUCUGUCAACUAAUUUAACUCUAAUUACAUUUAAUUACAAUUAGA